Molecule: messenger RNA, 1339 nt
Organism: Ficedula albicollis (Collared flycatcher)
Lineage: Eukaryota; Metazoa; Chordata; Aves; Passeriformes; Muscicapidae
Exons: 11
Coding region: 1-1236 (411 amino acids)
Cellular component (GO): centrosome
Source: RefSeq, a predicted model, not a curated record
AUGUGGGCCCUGCCUUGCCUGGGACUCUGGGGGGGAACCCAGGAGCUGGGUGUUCUUGUCCCAGGUCUUGGGACCUUUGCUGUGGUUCAUGAGCAAAUCAAUGGCAAAGAAGAACUAUAUGUGGUUCGAAGACCUGUGUUCCAGCUGGACAUGGACAUGUCCUGUCUACAGGAGCUGGUUUUUCCAACAGUGAUGAUACCUGGUGACAUCGAGGUCCUGCCACUGGAUUACUGGUGGCUGUCCCAGACCAAUUCACUUCCACCUGAUGUGGUGAGGGGCUGUGUGGAAGAGACCAUUCUUUUGUACUCCUUCCAGCUGAGGGACAGGCAGCGCCCUGCCUUCGCCUUUCAGAAUAUUGGCAUCCUGUCCUGCCUGGACAAUGUCCUGUGCAUGCAGUUCCACCGCAGCUGCAUUGCGGGACUGGAGAGUCAGGACACCUGGGUGGCUCUGCUGCUCACGAAGCUGAAUGUUCUGGGUUCUGGUGUCAAUAAUGGAGUGGCCACUGUUCAGGGAGUGCAGACCCACAUGUUCCCCAGGUUUCAGCUCGCUGUGUCUGAGGAUUUUUCCACUCAACCUACAAAGGCUGCAGAGAAACAGUGGGUCAAAACAGAAGAAAAAGAACAUCCUGGAAACUUUUCCCUCCCUGUACUGCCAUACCAGAGGCCAGGCAUGAGGCAGCAAGAGCCAGGGCCAAAGCCGCCUGCCAGUGUGCUCACCCAAUGCCCAGCCAGCUCUCUGAGGAUGAGGGAGAUCGAUGGGAAGGAGUUAGCUCCUUCAGCCAGGCCUGACAUCACACUCGUGGCUUCUGAGGACUGCCAGAGAGCACUGCAGGAGGUCUGGCAGCUGUCUGCAGAAUGGGAACAUGGGAAUUCACACUGGAGAGAACAGAAGGUGGAAUGGGCAGCGUGGGAAGCCUGGGCUGCUGGGGAGGACCAGCAGAUGCAGCAGGUAUUCGGCAUUGGAGGUGCUUGGGCUCCCCACCGUCCAUCCCAGCUCCCAAGGAAGGGGGUCACUGUGAGGUGGGGGAGGGCUGGAACCCCCCUCCCCACAGAGAAAAUGUCAGAGAGAUUCCAGCCUGGGACCAGACACCUUUCCUCACGAGCCAUCCAGGUGCUCUGUGGGCUGGAGCCACAUCAGACACGGAGGAACAUCUUCAUGUUCUUGGCUGAGAACAACCGGCGGCGGCAGGAGCAGCAGAGGCAGUUCUGCAGCUCCAAGGGCUCGUCCAGCACGUAAAGGGUCAAGGCUGAAGCUGUGGCUGCAGCAGUGGCUGCCGGGGAUGUGGCUGGGAGGCUGCUCACCUGUUGAGGUCCACCUGUGGAUACAAAAUAAAUAAAUA